UGGAGGAGGCAGGCAAUAAAUGGGGGUAGAGGUGUAGAAGUUGCACCCUUCAAGGCACACACACAACAUGGUCAUUUGAAUGAGACCUACUCUCCCCUCACCCCCUUCAAUUCGGUUCAGAGGCUGCUCCUGUCCUUAUCUCCAUUUUGCUUUCUCCUCCCCUCCCCUCUCUGGUGUGCAGACUGCAGCGGUUCAAGAUCGAACAGGUCUUGCUGAUCAUGCCCUGCGCUGCCGAGCUCGCCAAUGGCGAGGCGGCAGCAGGCGCGGUCAAGGUCGGCACGACCGGCACCAUCGGCUCGCUGAUGACGAGGGAGCUUGAGGCCAUCAAAGCCGCGCCGCCGCCGCAGGCCGCGCCGGCGACGACGCCGCGCCUGAGGCGGCAGGGCAGCCCGGUGUCCGUGCCAUGCGGGGCCAGCCCGAGGAAGAUCACGCUGAGGAAGAGCUCGUCCAGCGUCUCGAGCGGCGGCGGCGGCCAUGGCAGCAGUGGACGGAGGACUGACCGUGUGAGCGCCGAGGAGGAGACGGCGGCGGCGGCGGUGGCCUGCAAGCCGACGACGAGGAGGAGCUCUACGGCGGCCAGCUCGCCGAUGCUGCGCUCCGACGGCGUGCUCGUUGACCGGAGCAGCAAGCCGAGGAAGAAGAAGGCGCCGGCGGCGUCGUGCCGCGUCGCCGGCGUGGAGGUGGUGGACGUCAGGUGCGGCAACCCGAUGAGCAGCCGGCUCAGGAGGCUGGGUUUCUCCAAGCUGUCGGAGACGUUCGCGUAGACUGAAAACCGUCGGUGAAUAGGCCGUCUUCCUGACGGCAGCUAUCUCCUGUCGCUAAAUUGCAAUGUCCAGAUUGCAUUAUAUAUUGCUAGUAAUUAUUAAAAUUUUCAUUGCUGGUUUCUCUCAUGUAUGACCAAAGUUAAUUUAUGAGAAGCAUUUUUCGCCAAUCAGAAUGCGAGUUCUUCAUGGUGA
This is a messenger RNA of Oryza brachyantha (malo sina), 956 nucleotides long. RefSeq lists its product as uncharacterized. NCBI's taxonomy places the organism in Eukaryota, Viridiplantae, Streptophyta, Magnoliopsida, Poales, Poaceae. Bases 219 to 764 code for a protein of 181 amino acids. The record is from RefSeq and is a predicted model, not a curated record. The transcript is spliced from 2 exons.